Messenger RNA from Enhydra lutris kenyoni (northern sea otter), 399 nucleotides. RefSeq names its product osteocrin. The record is from RefSeq and is a predicted model, not a curated record. The coding region runs from base 1 to 399 and encodes 132 amino acids. Gene Ontology annotation, biological process: hormone-mediated signaling pathway. Gene Ontology annotation, molecular function: signaling receptor binding. Lineage: Eukaryota; Metazoa; Chordata; Mammalia; Carnivora; Mustelidae. The transcript is spliced from 3 exons.
AUGCCGGACUGGAGAUUGGCAAAUGCACAUUUUAUUCUGGCUGUGACGUUGAUGCUGUGGAGUUCAGGAAAAGUACACUCAGUGGAUGUAGCAACAGAGGCUUUUGAUUCUGGAGUCAUAAAUGUGCAGUCACCAUCCACAGUCAGGAAAGAGAAGUCAGCUACUAAUCUGGCAGUGAAACUCUUGCUUCUUGAUGAACUUGUGUCUUUGGAGAAUGAUGUAAUUGAAACAAAGAAGAAAAGGAGCUUCUCGGGCUUUGGGUCUCCCCUGGACAGACUCUCUGCUGGCUCUGUCGAUCAUAAAGGUAAACAGAGGAAAGUAGUAGAUCAUCCAAAGAGACGAUUCGGUAUUCCUGUGGAUCGGAUUGGUGGAAACCGUCUCUCAAAUUCCAGAGGCUAA